AUGUGGAUGCUGGUAGCUGAUAGCCCAAGUUGUUUGACUGGCUCAGGCUUUGUAGUUUGCAAGACCAGGUUACGAAUUCCGAAAGAUGAUUUUGAGUUCAGAUUGAACACCUCAACUGCAUAUCGUGUCUUAAGUGUGUUACAAGACCUACAAGACAAAGGAAUGACGUGA
Messenger RNA from Plasmopara halstedii, 171 nucleotides. RefSeq lists its product as uncharacterized. The record is from RefSeq and is a predicted model, not a curated record. The coding region runs from base 1 to 171 and encodes 56 amino acids. The transcript is spliced from 2 exons. NCBI's taxonomy places the organism in Eukaryota, Oomycota, Peronosporomycetes, Peronosporales, Peronosporaceae.